This is a messenger RNA of Pristis pectinata (smalltooth sawfish), 4107 nucleotides long. RefSeq names its product cadherin related family member 2 (gene cdhr2). Bases 1 to 4107 code for a protein of 1368 amino acids. Gene Ontology annotation, molecular function: calcium ion binding; cell adhesion molecule binding. Gene Ontology annotation, cellular component: plasma membrane. NCBI's taxonomy places the organism in Eukaryota, Metazoa, Chordata, Chondrichthyes, Rhinopristiformes, Pristidae. The record is from RefSeq and is a predicted model, not a curated record. Gene Ontology annotation, biological process: homophilic cell-cell adhesion. The transcript has 32 exons.
AUGCCGGCUCGGAUGGAGACAGUCAUUCCACCGUUUCUGCCGAUACUUUGUGUUCAGCCAAACCUUCCCGGAACCAGCGCUUCAGAUCCACUCUCAGACUCGACACAUCGAUUCUCCAUCGCCGGAUGCUGGAUGAUGAGAUCACACAAAGUAACAUGCACUCUCCUUUUUGCUCUUCUAUAUGUGAAAGCUUCAGCUGCAGGAUUACCUGUAUUUGGCUCCAAUAUGUUUGUUGUAUAUGUUCGGGAAGACACAGCAGUAGGUGAAGAAGCAUAUAAAAUAAACGCAACUGAUCCAGAUAUGGACAAACUGACCUAUUUUAUGUCUGGAAUAGAUGCAGUAUACUUCCAUGUAGAUAAAUACACAGGUGUUGUCACAGUCGCAGUCAGUUUGGAUCGUGAGACCAAGGAAAUUAUGAAAGUUACUAUUUCUGUUCGUGAUGGACAAUUACCAGUUAAUUUGACACAAACAAUCAUUGUUGAAGAUGCCAAUGAUGUUGCCCCUAUUUUUAAAAAUGCUCCAUACAUGGUACAUAUUUUUGAGAAUGAAACUGAAGGUGCAAUAUUAUUUAAUGUCGUGGCAAUGGAUAAUGAUGUAGGGCCUGCUGGAAAAGUACAGUAUGAGAUUGUGGAAGUUCUGCCAGAUGCCCCUUAUCUUUUUGAAAUUCAGCAGAAUGGAAGUGUUAUUUUGAAUGGUACACUGAAUUACAACCAGAUAAGCACACAUUAUCAAUUAAAGAUCAAUGCUUCAGACAACGGUGGAUUAUAUAAUGGAAAACAUGUUAUUCAAAAAACCUCUGCAUUUGCAUUUAUUAAUAUUGAAGAUGUCCCUGACAUGAACCCAAUAUUUCAGAAAAUCCCUUAUCAAACCACAGUCCCUGAGAAUUCUAACAAGGGAACACCAGUAUUUCAAGUUUUCGCUAUGGAUGGUGAUCGAGGAAUUAAGGACGAAAUUACAUAUGCUAUUCUAAGUUCAAAGCCUCCAGGAUUAUUUGAAAUUGAUCGUCUCAGUGGAGAAAUAAGUGUAAAGGAAUUUCUGGACAGAGAAAAUCUUCUUGACUUUAACGCAGUUGUUGAACUGCAAGUUAUAGCCAAAGAAAAACAUCUCAAUGUCAAUGGAAUGAAUGCCUCUGCAACUACAAGUGUAUCCAUUACAGUGACUGAUAUCAAUGACAACACACCUUCUUUCUAUAAUUGUAGUCUCAAUGCUUGUAAUUUUACUGGAAGUUCAAAAAUAAACUCACUUACCACUUCACUUUUUGAACACGAUCCCCCAGGAGUGCCAGUAAAAGAUUUAACUAUAGUGGCUCAUGAUCCUGAUAAGGGUAUUAAUGGAACCUUCAUGUUGUACUUGGAUGGACAAUAUGCAGACGCUUUUAAUGUCUCCCCAAAAGAGAUUAGAAAUGAAGGAAUGGUACAAAUAAUUGUAAGAAAUUCAUCAGUCAUUGAUUACGAGCAACUGAAAUUUAUAAAUAUUGAGAUUGUUGCAAAUGAUACAACCAAUCAUGUCAAUUGUUGCUCCAGAGUUAAUGUGACAAUCAACAUUUUGGACAUAAAUGAUCACAGUCCAAAGUUCACAAGCAGUGUAGAUGUGCUGAUUGUAAAAGAACAUGCAAGUGUUGGAACUAAAAUUGGAAAGGUUACGGCUAAUGAUCCUGAUGAUGGCAUCUUUGGUGAAAUUACGUAUAGCCUGUUACCGUUAAAUGGAAGAUAUGAAUUUAAAGUCAAUAGCAGUACAGGUGAAAUCACAGUUGCGAACAGCACAGCAAUUGAUAGAGAGAGACGUCCUAUUUAUUAUGUGACCCUUCAAGCAACUGACGGUGGGAGUCGUACAGAUACUACUUUGCUUGAAAUUGUUCUGGAAGAUAUAAAUGAUUUCCCUCCCGAAAUGACAAGAGAUUCUUACAGUGCAUUCAUCACAGAAGACAAAAUAAAUGAAUUAAACAUUAAAAUUGAGGCUUUUGACAACGAUGAAGAAGGUACCAAUAACAGCAGAGUGCAUUAUGCUAUAAUUGGUGGUGACUACCAACAAAAUUUUACCAUUGAUCCCGUCACGGGUGUUCUUCAUUCCCUUGGAGCUAUUGAUCGAGAAGGCAUAAACCCCUCACUUAAUGGAAAAAUCACUCUAAUUGUGGAAGCUUAUGAUUUAGGUGUUCCUUCCCUUUCAACAAAUGUCAAUGUUGUUAUCAAUAUAGAGGAUAUAAAUGACAAUUCACCUAUAUUCUCUGAGCCUGUCUACAAUACGUCUGUAAUGGAGCACACAUCAGGAGCCUUUGUGACACUGGUUAAAGCCACUGACAAUGAUGCUACAGAAAUCAACAACCGGGUGAUAUACCGUAUUGAAAAUGGCAGCAGAGGAGCUUUCCUAAUAAGAACGAUCUUAAUCAGUCAAAUUGGCCCAAAACAGUAUGAAGGAAAUAUUACUGUUGAUCCAACAACUGCACUUGAUUAUGACAAAGGACCAAAGUUUUACAUUUUAGGGGUCACUGCCACAGAUUUGGGAAUGCCAUCCAAAUCAGCCUAUGCAACUGUUAAUGUGACUGUAUUGGAUAUGAAUGAUGAACCUCCUGUCUUCUAUCAAAAUUCAUUGAGGGAUCUGGAUGUGAUGGAAAAUAACACCAUGGUUGGAAUAGUGAGAAACAUUACUGCCAGUGAUGUUGAUACCAAUCACUCACUGAUUUAUGAAGUGGUUUCAGUGAAUUGUAAGAAGCGUAACAUUGCUGAUAAGCAACCCAAUCCACCAUGCCAGUACUGGUUUGGGCUUUAUAACAAUGGCUCAGUCUAUGUGAAUGAGUCUUCGGUUAUUGAUUAUGAGGAGUAUGACGAGGUGAUCAUUACAAUUCGUGUUAUUGAUCUUUACACUGAAAAAAAUAAUCGAUUUACUGAUGGCACACUUACCAUCAAAAUUGUGGACGUGAAUGACAAUCCACCUGUGUUUCUUGCCUUUAAAAGGAAGUCUGUUAUCGUGGCAGAAUUAGCAACAAUUUCUGCUGCAGUAACAACAGUUCAGGCAGUUGACAAUGAUACUGGGAAAAAUGCCAGAAUUCAUUUUGCUGUAACCCAAGUUCUAUUCAUUUUUUCGGAUGGCCAACCAAACAAAGUAUUGCCCAAUGUAUUUGAAGCUUCGAGAGCGACCCUUGUUGAUGGUGAAUACACAGCGACUAUCAGAAUUAAGUCUUCACUGGACAAAACAUUAAGGGGUCAGUAUAAUGUAACUAUACAAGCAACAGAUGGAGGAGAUCCCAGUUUAAAUGCAAUAAGUUACUUAGAUUUAAUUACAGUGGAUGAGACAUUCAAGACACAAUUAGAGUUUCAGGUGACAACUGAAGAAGUUCAGAGAAAUAUGAAUAAAAUACUUGUCAUUCUUCGCAAAGCUACAUUGUCAGAUCCACGUGUGGUAGGCAUAAGUGUUGUUGGCAAUGAACGAGUUCAAUCAUUAACCAGAAAUGUAGCCAGAUCCAUUAUGGAGGUUUACUUCAUACGUAGCAAUGGAACAGCUAUACCUCCUGAUAGCAUCAACAGCAUUCUACAGCUUGACCCAGAAUCUGUACAGCAAUUGAUAGAGCUUGGUCUUUUGAAUAUUAAAGAAACAACUGAACCUCUUGAUAAUGGAAGUCUACUCCUUGCUGUAAUUGGUGGCUUAAUAGCAGCUUUCAUUAUUAUAUUAUCCAUCUUAACAACCAUUCUGUUUUGCAUUCGCAAAAGUUACAAAAGAAAACUAAAAUCAGCAACUGCAAUGAACACAGCUCAAACCAUUUCCAUUGACGCAAUACAGAGUGGACCUGUUGUUCCUGGUACAAAUAAGUACACCAUGGAAGGUGCAAAUCCAGUAUGGAACACCAAUAUUGACACUUCAACAGACCCUGGUUUUGAAGACAUCGAUUCAGACAAAACAAGCAUUAAUUCACUGGAUGAGAACAUGGUAGAUAUGAUGAUAGAAAAACCUAAAGUGAAAGUAAACACAUCGAAGACCACGGACAUUCAAUCAAAUGAAAAGACCAGACCUCUGGAGGCUGCACUAUAUGUCUACAGUAACAAUACUGAGAAAGCAACAGAAAGGUCUGAAAGAGAAAUUAUCAAUUUCACUACCUUGAGCACUGAUAUUUGA